AUGACGAAGUUCUACCAUGUUCGAAGCCAGCGCCCGAGGCUUAGGCUAAUUUUGUGCGUGGUUUUGGCUUUUUGUAUUGUUUCUUUGUUCACGGGCCAAUUUUUUGACUACCAUCGGGCCAGGACGCCCGAGGUACAUCAACCUAACCCAACGAUAGGCAAGGUGACCAUGGUUUACGGGAACAAUUCGAUAUAUGAAAGGGCGUUGGAAACGCAUAGAGAACACAGUCGGCGACAGGGUUAUCCGCUAUUUGUUCUGCGGAUACCGAUACUUGAUGGCGUCUGGAACAAGUACGCCAUUCUUCUGUCAGUCUUGCUACAGGAGCUGGAAAAACCGCUCGACCGGCGAUUGCAAUGGCUUUUCUGGUCUGAUGCCGACACCGUGUUGAUGAAUCCUGACAUGCCAUUGGAGACUUUCUUGCCUCCGCCGGAGUUCUCUGAUGUCCACAUGCUGUUGACCAAGGACUGGAACGGGAUGAACAACGGGGUGUUUCCCAUUCGUGUCCAUCCCUGGGCCGUAGAAUUGCUCUCUGCUGCCAUUGCUUACCCCGUUGUGAAGCCAAACGUCGAGCUUUUCUGGCCUGACCAGUCAGCGCUAGCCAAUCUCUUGGAAGAAAAUGAGUACUUUGCUCGAUCAGUCGUAUACUGCCCGUUACGUUGGUUCAAUGCAUAUAUGAGACGGCCAAAUGGGGUAGAUUUGAAUCCCGAUUCACCAGCGCAUCUUCAGGUUCACCCAGGAGACCUUCUCGUUCACUUCCCGGGGACACCGCGUGACACGUUGACCCAGACAUUGGAACCAUAUCUUGCCCUAGCAGAAGGGCAUCGGGGGGAGUGGGAUAUACCCCCGGAAAGGACGGGGUACAUAGAGGAGACGAAGAGAUUCUGGGGAAGCAAGCGUCGCCUGUCGAUGAGUAAGUAG
Aspergillus clavatus NRRL 1 is the source of this 918-nucleotide messenger RNA. RefSeq names its product glycosyltransferase family 34 protein. The record is from RefSeq and is a predicted model, not a curated record. Bases 1 to 918 code for a protein of 305 amino acids. NCBI's taxonomy places the organism in Eukaryota, Fungi, Ascomycota, Eurotiomycetes, Eurotiales, Aspergillaceae. Gene Ontology annotation, cellular component: Golgi membrane. Gene Ontology annotation, biological process: protein N-linked glycosylation. Gene Ontology annotation, molecular function: glycosyltransferase activity. The transcript is spliced from 3 exons.